Messenger RNA from Eupeodes corollae, 2362 nucleotides. RefSeq names its product delta-1-pyrroline-5-carboxylate dehydrogenase, mitochondrial (gene P5CDh1). The coding region runs from base 350 to 2059 and encodes 569 amino acids. Gene Ontology annotation, molecular function: L-glutamate gamma-semialdehyde dehydrogenase (NAD+) activity. The record is from RefSeq and is a predicted model, not a curated record. The transcript is spliced from 8 exons. Lineage: Eukaryota; Metazoa; Arthropoda; Insecta; Diptera; Syrphidae. Gene Ontology annotation, cellular component: mitochondrial matrix.
UUAUUUUCAGCAUACAUUUUAGUCGACUCUGCCUGCCACAGUCGCACAUCUAAUUUUGAUCUCAUUAGUCUGAGAUCCUAUUGUAAUAAAAUUAAAUAAAAUAAAAAUUAUACCUACCACCACACUAUUAUAAAAUUAAUAUUUGAAGAAUAAAGAAAAAGAAAAAAGUUCUAUUAGAACCUGCUCUUUGAAUAAAAAUCGAUUUCUCACAGCCCUUGUACAAGUGCAUAUCAUAUCACGAAUUAACUUCAAUUAAAAAAGAAGGUCUUGCUGUGGAAAAAACCUUAAAGUGUUAAUUUAUUCACAGUUCAAUCAAAAAAAGAGGAAUAUCAAUUAAAGAAGAAAGAAGAUGUUUUCAAUAUUACCAAGAAUAUCACGGCAAUCGGCGGCGUUUAGAUAUCAUGAACGCUGCAUUAGUUCGGUUGUACCAAGUGCCAAUCUACCCGAUUGUGGAAUUGUUAACGAACCCAUUUUAUCAUACGGCAAGGAUUCCCCCGAGCGAAAAGCUCUUAAAGCUACCCUCAAAUCGACCGCUGAUAAAUGCGAAGAAAUUCCCAUUGUUAUUGGCGGGCAAGAAAUUAAAACAAAAGAUGUACGCUACCAGGUGAUGCCACACAAUCAUUCGCACAAAAUUGCCAAAUUCUAUUGGGCCGAUCAAAAGAUAAUCGAGAAUGCAAUUGAAGUUGCUACCGAAGCACAAACUAAAUGGGAUCGUACACCAUUGACCGAACGAGUUAAAAUAUGGAAUCGAGCUGCUGAUUUAAUGGCUGGAAAAUAUCGUCAGGAAUUGAAUGCCGCCACAAUGUUGGGUCAAGCUAAGACUGUUAUUCAAGCUGAAAUUGAUUCAGCAGCUGAAUUAGUUGAUUUCAUACGAAUGAAUGCGUAUUUUCUGAAAGAAUGCACAAAAUACCAGCCAAUUAGCGAAAAUGCUAAAGUGACUAAAAAUUCGAUGAGAUAUCGUGGUAUCGAUGGUUUUGUUGCUGCUGUUAGUCCUUUCAACUUCACGGCCAUCGGUGGCAAUUUGGCCUAUACCCCAGCACUAAUGGGUUGUGCAGUAUUAUGGAAGCCAUCGGAUACUGCGGUGCUUUCUAAUUGGCGAAUUUUUAAUGCUAUGCGAGAAGCAGGCGUACCAGAUGGGGUUGUGAACUUUGUUCCUGCUGAUGGACCAGUUUUUGGUGAUACUAUUACUAAAUCUCCUUAUUUAGCUGGUAUCAAUUUUACAGGUUCUGUUCCAACAUUUAAUCGGUUGUGGAAGCAAGUUGGUAACAACAUUGACAAAUACAGAAACUUCCCACGAUUGGUUGGAGAAUGUGGAGGCAAGAACUUCCAUUUUAUUCACCCAUCGGCAGAUUUGGAGACUACUAUUGCAGCAACUAUUCGAGCUGCAUUUGAAUUUUGUGGACAAAAAUGUUCAGCGUGUUCAAGGAUGUAUGUUCCAGAGUCAUUAUGGUCUAAAAUUAAACCAGGACUUAUUGAAAAAGCUUCCAAAUUGAAAAUUGGAGAUGUUCAAGAUUUUUCAUCCUUUACAUCAGCAGUUAUCGAUGAAAAGGCAUUCCAACGCAUCAAAUCAUACAUUGAACAUGCGAAAUGCAAUUCGAACACUGAAGUUCUAGUAGGUGGAACUUACUCAGAUAAGAAGGGUUACUUUGUGAAUCCAACGAUUGUAGAAACUAAGGAUCCUCAUGAUAAAUUAAUGACGGAGGAAAUUUUCGGACCAGUUUUAACUGUGUACGUUUAUAAGGAUAGUGCAUUGGAGGAGACUAUGAAUAUGGUAACCACAUCAACACCAUUCGCACUAACUGGUGCUGUUUUUGCCACUGACGAGUGUUUCUUAACUCAUGCCCUGGAUAAAUUUAAAAUGGCAGCUGGUAACUUCUACAUCAAUGAUAAAUCAACUGGUGCCGUUGUGGGACAACAACCUUUCGGAGGUGGUCGAAUGUCUGGAACAAACGACAAAGCUGGUGGACCACAUUAUGUUCUCCGCUGGACAUCACCUCAAGCCAUUAAGGAAACAUUUGUUCCUCUGCCAGAUGUUGAAUAUCCUUACAUGAAGGAAUAAGACAAUACGAAAAUUCUCUCUUAAUGCUCGAAUAAAUGUUAACUAUUUAGAUACACGUUAAUUAAAGACAAUAAGAAAACAAAUAAGGUAACAAAAAUAAAAAAACUGAAUAAAAAAAUUGUUGCAAAGGGGGCUAAGUUAUAGUUUCACAUAUUUAUCAUAGCAUUUCACAUUAUUUAAUUUAAUAUUAAUACAAAAAUAAAUUAACUAUAGUCGUGAGUGUGGCUUUGUGUCUAAUUAAAGUGUAAAUCUAUAACAGAAUACAAAUUAUAAAGAAUAAACAUUUUAAAAUUAAUAUAAUAA